GAAGGAGGAGGCGCGCCCCCGGCUGGCGGAGGAAGAAGAGCAUCCUGAUCCUGCUGCUUCCACAUUUCAGUCACGCAGCUUUGCUCAGAUUUCAGAUGAGGCAUGGACGAUGUGUUUUUCCUUUCUGUCGCAGACCGUAUCUAAUGAAGAGAAAUCGCGCUUGGCAUCGAUGCUGUUUGCAUGUUUAGGGGAUUCGUUGUAGAUAAAUAACCUUCUGAGUAUUUCUCUGCAUUUAUUGCACCAACAGAGCAUCUGCACCUCGGCGAGAGCGACACAAAACAAGAAUCUCCUGCGGAUCGUUUCAUCAUUUUAAACCUUUUUCAUGCAAAACAAACGAAGAUAAUCAUACUUUUUGGAUACAUUUGGACUCAGAUCGAUUUGACAUCCAUAUAUUGCGAUGCGUAUCCUCCAAACGCAAUGAUGCUGCGGUGCGGGAGCAGUGAAGCAGCCUGAGAGAAGAUGCUGGACAAUGUGCUGUCUGGGUGGUACAGGACCGUAUCAGUAAUCUAAUGAAAACAAAAUCGCUCUUUGCAUCGAUGCAUGUUGCAAAUAAAGGGAUUCAUGGAGAAAUAACCGUAUUUUUUGGAUAAUCUGCAUUAAUUGCACACUCGUCGAAAGCGACAGAAAAGCAGACCCCCCUGUGGAUGUUUUUUUUGUUUUUGUUUUACACCUUUGACGUGCAAAGUAUACAACAAAUCUGCAUUAACUGCACACUCGUCGAAAGCGACAGAAAGCAGACCCCCCUGUGGAUGGUUUCAUGUUUUUUUUUACGUGCAAAAUAUACAAAAAAUUGGACACAGAUUGGUUUGAUAUCGACACACUGCGAUGCGUAUCAUCCAGCAGCAUGAUGCAUGUGAAAUAGCCUGAGAGAAGGUGCUUCUGGACACCGUGCUGUCCCGGUCCCCGGUCCUGAAUGCACGGGAGACAGACACCGACCCGGGUGUCACCGUCAGCCCCGGAUGCUGCGCCGAAGAAUGGGAUACGCCGACCCCUCGUCGGGUAAAGACAUCCUCGGCAAUAGGUCUCUUUGUUUUAUAUUCAUUUGCGCAUUUGGACUUGUCACGCUAUUGCAACAGAUUCUCUAUGGAAAAAACUACAUCAAGAGUGCGCAACAGUUUAACCGACUCAAAGGGGACGAGACAGGAAAUUGGACCGGUCCCGUUAAUUUCUCGGAUGACGGAUCUCUGAAGCCGGCCAGAAAUGGAAGGAAAAGAUGUUUCCGUCAGAAUUUUCAGCCAGAUUCACAGACCGUAAUAGUCACACCCUGCCUAUCCGAUAUUAAGAAGAAACAAAAGAAAAGGUAUCUGGAAAACUACGAUGGCUCAUAUGAGUACAACUCCACUGCAUGCAGGGAGCUCAGGCAGGAGAUCAUGGACGUCAAAGUCCUGUCAAUAAACAUUAAUCGGAAAAUACAUGGCCAUGGGUAUCCUUCCUCAUUCCACAAACCUCUCUGCCUGUCUGCCAGGGUCAAAACCUCGGAGCUGUUUGAGAGGUGGAGGAACCUGCAGGUGUGUAGGUGGGCGCAGAGCAAGGAGGAGACCAGCAACUUCAAGAUGUCUCUGUCUCGCUGCUGUAACGCUCCCUCCUUCCUCUUCACCACCAAGAGGAACACUCCUGCAGGAACCAAGCUGCGGUACGAGGUGGACACCAGCGGGAUUCUGCCCAUCACCGCAGAGGUCUUCAAGAUGUUCCCCGAUGAUAUGCCAUAUUCCAAAUCACAGUACAAGAAAUGCGCUGUUAUUGGAAAUGGCGGCAUCAUCAAGAACAGCAAAUGUGGAAAGGAAAUCGACUCGGCAGAUUUUAUUUUUAGGUGCAACAUCCCACCCAUCAAUGAGAAGUACUCGGCUGAUGUUGGCUCUAGAACAGAUCUGGUGACAAUAAACCCGAGCAUUAUAUCUGAGAGGUUUCAGAAGCUGGAGAAAUGGCGGCGACCGUUCUACGAAGUCCUCCAGAACUACGAGAACUCCUCGGUGGUUCUUCCCGCUUUCUACAACACCCGAAACACCGACGUGUCGUUCAGAGUCAAGUACAUGCUGGACGACUUCGACUCCCAGAGGGGCGUUUUCUUCUUCCACCCGCAGUACCUUCUGAACGUUCAGCGUUUCUGGGCGGUUCAAGGCGUCCGAGCUAAACGUGUUAGCAGCGGUUUGAUGCUAGUAACCGCCGCCAUGGAAAUGUGCGAAGAAGUCCAUCUCUACGGUUUCUGGGCGUUUCCCAUGAACCCCGCGGGCAUCUUCAUCACUCACCAUUACUACGACAACGUCAAGCCGAGGCCUGGUUUCCACGCUAUGCCACAUGAAAUAUUCAACUUUAUUCACAUGCACACUCGUGGGAUCCUCAACGUACACACAGGGCCGUGCACGUGAUCCCCCGCUCUCAGUAAAUAAGACACUAUUUCCCUCCUUUUUAGAAAGAGCGUCGGCCUUCAGAGCGUCUUUGCUCUCACUUAUUCCACGACACAGUGAAGGUUGCUUGCUUGAAUUGUCAACAUACUUCUAUUUUCGAUGUGUAUUAAGUUGGGUAACACUUAAGACUAAGGUACACUUAUUCACCAUCAACUAGUCGUUCUCGUUCAUUCAAAUAUUAGAGACAAACUAGCUUAUUUGUUAUCAACGAGGCUUCACUUUAAAAUAGGGAACAUAUUCCGAGUUAGAAAAACCUAAUUUUUCGUUAUUUUGACACAAUUAACACAUUCAUGUCUUGUUACAGAAGAAUAGACCAUAUUCGUUAGGUGUUAUUAUGGGAGAAUUACUAUUCUUGUGGUACUGCUACUGCAUAUUGAGCAUAUUAAGACCCACUCAUGUCCAAACUCUCAACUAAUGGCCUAGUACUUGUAGAAUAUGGUCAUGUAGAAUAAGGCAUUAAUAAGUGUUUUAUACUGACUAACAAAGAGCCAAUAUACUGCUAACAUGCAUGUUAAUUAAUAACUAGUUGAUGGUGAAUAUGUGUACCUUAAUAUAAAGUGUUACCUUAGGUUGAUCCGAUCACUAUGGUAAUCUCUGACUUUCUGACCAUUGGGUUUUAACGUGAAAGUGGUCGUCAUAGUGAUGUUGUUUCUGUGAGGUUUUUCUAGUGGCUCCGCUGUACAGAGGUGUUGUUUUCUACUCAACGUUGCUCAGAUAAGCUGAAAUUGGUCGCAGUGGGUGCCCCCCCUCAUCCCCCCGUCUUCUCUCUUUAUCCCGGGCACGCUGUGGGUGUGGCAGCUUUGUGUGUUUGUGUAAAACAAAACCUUCAUAUCAGCAAAAAUAAGUUAAAAAAACAGUUUAAUUGUAACAUCUAAUCGUCUACUUUUGUAAUCUAUUUCCCAUUCACCAGAGUGUUUUAAACCCUCUUUACUUUCUUCCAAUUCUAAAAACCUGCUCUGAUAUUUCUGGUUAUAGAAAAGCGUGUAUGAGACGAGGAUAUUACUCACCCCUCUUUUCUGUUUUGGCUCAUCCUGCUUUCGGACCAAAGCCAGAUUAAUAUUUUAAAACGUCGCCAUCUGAGCAAAAACAUUUUAAGGCCGUCCAAUUUGUAAAACCCCAUAAUACUGUUGAGCGCCUCUUGUCGUCAUUCAUGUCUUAAGCCAUGCUGCCUUAUGAGAUAAUAAACCCCUCUAUACGAUAUGCAAUGCACCCAUGUGUUUGCUAACCAACAAAUACAUUCAAUUAAACAACAUCUUAGUUUCUCCCUUGAGUCAAAGGACAUGUAGGACUCUUUAAAAAGGAUUAGGAAUUAGCCUGUAAACUCCUUUCCUACUCAUGUAAUGCUCUGCAUGACUUACUCUAUACUUGGCUUUGUGUGUGCCUGCUUCAAUGACCACUGAAAUAUGUUUACAAUUGGAGCUCACAGUGCUUUUGGAGAUGUAUACAAGAAACUGUUCACAGGAUGGAUUAGUUGAAAUGUACAAUAGUGGAUGCAGUUUUUAUCGGUUAUUACAGAUGCACGAAUGAAGAUGGUUUUUGUGACGACACUUUCAUGUUUUAUUUGACCUCCCUCUUUGCAAUGUGAACACUUAGUUUGCACUCUAGAAAGCAUUGUGCAUUGAAGCACUGCGAAGCUGACUAGUUUUUUAUUUUCGUUGUACGCUGCAAAGACUGUAAAAUAAUAUGUUGUCACUCCUCUGUUCAUGCUGAUAAGAUUUAUGUUAUUUCUGUCAUCAUAUAUGCAGACUUGUUGUGUGUUUAUGAGAGAUAUGAUGGACGUGAACACCAAAAAAUGGCUUUGGCUUUUGCUCGAACACUAAAAUUGUUGCACAGACACAAAUGAAUCGAGCAUGGGAAAGGAAGGUGUGUACUGAAUGGAGGUUAUAUAUAAAACGCAGUCUUCACUGACUCUGGAUCAUUCUUUAUACUGGUAUUGUGUUUGUAAAUAAACUUGUAUGGAUUUUCU
Gymnodraco acuticeps is the source of this 4371-nucleotide messenger RNA. It is a transcript of the gene st8sia5, whose product is annotated as ST8 alpha-N-acetyl-neuraminide alpha-2,8-sialyltransferase 5. The coding region runs from base 960 to 2366 and encodes 468 amino acids. Gene Ontology annotation, molecular function: alpha-N-acetylneuraminate alpha-2,8-sialyltransferase activity. The transcript has 9 exons. Gene Ontology annotation, biological process: oligosaccharide metabolic process; N-glycan processing. The record is from RefSeq and is a predicted model, not a curated record. Lineage: Eukaryota; Metazoa; Chordata; Actinopteri; Perciformes; Bathydraconidae.